This is a messenger RNA of Clupea harengus (Atlantic herring), 1321 nucleotides long. RefSeq names its product haptoglobin-like. Lineage: Eukaryota; Metazoa; Chordata; Actinopteri; Clupeiformes; Clupeidae. Gene Ontology annotation, biological process: proteolysis. The record is from RefSeq and is a predicted model, not a curated record. Gene Ontology annotation, molecular function: serine-type endopeptidase activity.
UUGCUCAUGGUUGAUAUAAAUGGCUGUCGUGAGCUGCAACAACUGACAAGAGAAGCUGACCGCCAGGCUCUGAAGAAACGUGGACCUCUGCUAGACUGUCAUGACAAUGUGGCUCCCACUGGCCGCUGUUCUAGCCUUAGUGGCCUGUCUACCACAUGAGAGUGCAGCAGUAGCAAUCAACGAGCAGGGGCCCGCCCACCCAGGGCCUCCUCCCCCACCACCCCCGCCACCUAAGCCAAAGGGUCCUUCCAGACCCGUGCCCUGGCAGGUGAUGGUGUACCUGAGCGAGGGGGAGUUCCACGGGGGAUAUGGUGGCGGUGCGCUCCUCUCCGACCGCUGGGUGCUGACGGCCGGCAGGAACCUCUUUCUGAAGAAGAGCCGUGAAGACACGCGGGGACAACAGCCACUCGUGCCGAAAGUCUACCUGGGCGUUGCUAAAUUUGAGGAUGCCGAUGGCUCCAAAGAGGCAGCUGUUGAGACGGUGUUCUUGCACCCAGGCUUCCAAAACACAUCGGACUGGGAAAACGACCUUGCGCUAAUCAAACUGAAAGAGCCAGUGAACUUUAACCACACCUUGAUGCCCAUCCCUCUCCCAGAACAAGGGGAAAACCAGGAGGAGAGGCUCAAAGAAGAGGCCAUAUUUGGUGCGUGGGACUGGGGGAUCAUCCAUUACCAGCCUGGUGCUAUCAAAUACCUCAAGCUGCCCGUGGUGUCCCGAGAGGUAUGCCGGGCUGAGUACCAGUCCGGUCAUAGCCCCGUCGUAGAUGACAAUAUGUUCUGCACAGGCGCCAGUGAGUUAUUCCUGAACGUGUGCUUCAAUGAUGCGGGAAGCGCCCUCGUGUUCCAAAACCCGAAGACGAACAGGGUUUAUGCCGCAGGGAUAGUUUCUUAUGAUAAGGUGUGCGCGUUUAAGAAGUACGCGGUUCACACGAGGAUCUCCGCCUACCUGCCGUGGAUACGUGAUGUCAUGAGGGGAGACAAGGUCUCGGCUCAGAGAGAAUCGCUCGUGGCCAAUAUGUACUCUGGGAAGAUUUAGCCUGCGACUCAAGUUGUUACCAAUAUUGUUUCAAACUUUAGGGCUGUGAGAUGGAUUUUCUUUAUUUCUUCCUUAUGUUGUCUCAUUUGUUUUGGUAUGUGUUCAACUGCAUUUGUUUAAUGGCAGCUUUACUUGUCAACACAACUCAACUCUUUGAACAAAUAAAGCAACCAGUUUCUGUCCAAACAAUGUGUUGCUUAUAGUAUAUAGAUAUUAAUGCCAGUGCUUUCACAUUAGUAAUGCAUAAUGUUUGUGGCAAAAUCCCACCUUGGAGACUAAUUAGAG